Messenger RNA from Heterocephalus glaber (naked mole-rat), 2219 nucleotides. It is a transcript of the gene Nucb1, whose product is annotated as nucleobindin 1. Gene Ontology annotation, molecular function: calcium ion binding. Gene Ontology annotation, cellular component: endoplasmic reticulum-Golgi intermediate compartment; extracellular exosome. NCBI's taxonomy places the organism in Eukaryota, Metazoa, Chordata, Mammalia, Rodentia, Bathyergidae. The record is from RefSeq and is a predicted model, not a curated record.
GUCCUAUUCAGGAAGUGGGCGUGGUCUAAGGGGCGUGGGGGGGGCGGAACGCUAAAACGCGCCGGAGGUCCUAUCCCGGAAAACGCCCUCUGCGGUCAAGGAAGGGGAGGUGAGAGGCCUGGAGUCGCGGGUCGCAGGUAGCGAAACGCGCUGCGUCUCGAUUCCUGGGAGAAGCCUGCUGGGCCCUGGAUGCUGGGAUCGCGAGCUCGGGACUAUCCACCGCCUGCCUCGCCUCCCACCAAGUGCGCCAUGCCGCCCUCCGCGCCCCGCCGAGCCCUCGUCGUCUUGCUGUCGCCCCUCCUGUGGCUGCCGGCCGUGCUGCCCGUGCCCAUCGAGCGGGCCGCUGCCAACCAGGAGCCGAGCCCCGCUACCGAGAGCCCGGACACGGGCCUGUACUACCACCGGUACCUCCAGGAAGUCAUCAAUGUGCUGGAGACGGACGGGCACUUCCGAGAGAAGCUGCAGGCCGCCAAUGCUGAGGACAUCAAGAGUGGGAAGCUGAGCCGAGAGCUGGACUUCGUCAGCCACCAUGUCCGCACCAAGCUGGAUGAGCUCAAGCGGCAGGAGGUGUCGCGGCUGCGGAUGCUGCUCAAGGCCAAGAUGGACGCCAAACAGGAGCCCAAUGUUCAGGUGGAUCACCUGAGUCUCCUGAAGCAGUUUGAACACCUGGACCCUCAGAACCAACACACGUUUGAGGCCCGAGACCUAGAACUGCUGAUCCAGACAGCCACCCGGGACCUUGCCCAGUACGAUGCGGCCCAUCAUGAAGAGUUCAAACGCUACGAGAUGCUCAAGGAACACGAGAGACGCCAAUAUCUGGAGUCCCUGGGAGAGGAGCAGCGGAAAGAGGCAGAACGGAAGCUGGAAGAGCAACAGCGCCGGCACCGGGAACACCCCAAAGUCAAUGUGCCAGGCAGCCAAGCACAGUUGAAGGAGGUGUGGGAGGAACUGGACGGAUUGGACCCCAACAGGUUUAACCCCAAGACCUUCUUCAUCUUGCAUGAUAUCAACAGCGAUGGGGUCCUGGAUGAGCAGGAGCUAGAGGCCCUCUUCACCAAGGAGCUGGAGAAGGUGUAUGAUCCAAAGAAUGAGGAGGAUGACAUGCGGGAGAUGGAGGAGGAGCGGCUGCGCAUGCGGGAGCAUGUGAUGAAGAACGUGGACACCAACCAGGACCGCCUUGUGACCCUAGAGGAGUUCCUCGCAUCCACCCAGAGGAAGGAGUUUGGGGACACCGGAGAGGGAUGGGAGACUGUGGAAAUGCACCCUGCUUACACGGAGGAGGAGCUGAGGCGCUUCGAGGAGGAGCUGGCUGCCCGAGAGGCUGAGCUGAAUGCCCAGGCCCAGCGCCUCAGCCAGGAGACCGAGGCCCUCGGGCGGUCACAGGACCAGCUUAUAGCCCAGAGGCGAGAGCUGCAGCAGGCCGUUCUGCAAAUGGAGCAGAGGAAGCAGCAGCAGCAAGACCAAAACCCACCCCCUGCCAACCCCCAGGGACAGCUCAAGUUCCACCCAGACACAGAUGAUGCUCCUGUCCCAGCUCCAGCCAGUGACCAGAAGGAUGUGCAAGCUUCUGAAAAGAAAGCUCCCGAGCAGUCCCCAGAAGUGCCCCAGCUGGAUUCCAAGCACCUCUGACCCUCAGGGCCCCGCCCUCCAACUUCCCGGCAGAUGAAGUGUCCCAUCAGCCUUCUCUGGGCCGCCCCAUGCAUGGCCUCUGGAAGGGGGGACACAGUGACACCACACAUUGCUGCUCAGACCCACAUGUGCCCUUCUCUGCCAGUCUGUUUCAAAGCCUCCAAGUUGUGGCCUGUCUUUCCAUCCCCUUCCGAGCACCUGUGCCCUUCCCACAUGGCCUGGCCUCAGCCACUCCAUCUGAGUCCCUUGGGCACCCUGAGGCCCACAGCAGAGUCAUGCCUGCCACUCGAGGCCUGGUUAGGGUGGUUUGUGGGGGCUGGGGUGGGUCCUCAAGACUUUCUGCUGCCUUCUCUGAGCCAGCAGUGCUGCUGGGUCCCCUCCAUGGAUGCUAAGGCCAAGGUCCUUGGUGUGACUGGGCAGGACUGUCCCUGGGCCUGGCCUCCAGCCACCUCGUAACCAGCCACUUCUCCACACUGGCCAUGUGCAGAAGGCCCUGAAGUUGGUGCCAGCUGCCUAUCUGAUUGUUUGCCCUGCUCUGUGCCCCGCUCCAUGCUCCAGUUCCAUCCAAAUACACCUCCAGGAACAAUCUA